AUGGAGAAGAUAGUUCCUGCAAUGAAGAGAAAAAUUACUUCAGAAGAAGUAAACAAAAACAGUUUGUUUGGGGUGAUGAGCCCAGGGAAGAUCAGCGCAGCGUGUCUAGAUGAGGGAAUCUUUCCCGACGAAAUUCUGGAAAGAAUCGAAAAGAGACGCGAGCAGCUCCUGGGCAAAAUUGAGGAAUUUGUCAAAAAAAGCCAAACAAAGAGCCUGGAGGACCACGAAAAAACAAACGGCAUCGAAGAGAUAAAAACCACCAUUCGCAUCAUUCUCCUGGAGAUAGAAAAGCUGCAGGCCCAGACAGGCAGUAACUGUGUCAAAGAGUGCGACCGGAUGAUAAACGAGCUGGAGAAUAUCCACAUUAAAGUAAAAGCAGAGAAAAGAUGGCACAAGCUGCUGUAUAGAUGCACAGGAGUGUUUGCUCUGUUUGUGCUGUGGGCCAUAUGCAAAGACAUGCUUAGAGGAAACAUCUCUGCAUGCUACUAG
Messenger RNA from Nematocida minor, 489 nucleotides. RefSeq lists its product as uncharacterized. The record is from RefSeq and is a predicted model, not a curated record. Lineage: Eukaryota; Fungi; Microsporidia. Bases 1 to 489 code for a protein of 162 amino acids. The transcript has a single exon.